CAUACUAAACCGCCCCCAUUUCACUUGCUCUAACCGACCCGCUAGUGACUCCCUUAUUUCCUUUUUGAUUUUGGGGAGACUCUUAUAUUCUCGAGCUCCUCACUGGUUCGCGUCAAGUGAUAAUGUCCUCUCAAAGAGGUACCUCACAGCGAGGACGGGGUGGCGGAGGCGACCGUGGCAGAGGGCCAGGUGCCAGCCGUGGUGGUCGUGGAUCAACCAAGGAGCUGCCUUUCCGCCAGAGCUCUCGCGGAAGUGAUGACAGAGGUCGAGGGGGAGAUAGAGGUCGCGGAGGUAGAGGCCGUGAUCAAGGGCCCAGAAUCUACUCUCCAGGAGGGCAGGUUCCUCCCCCAAGUCCGCAGGUUGAGAAAACCGAGAAUACUUUAGCCGCAGCUCUGGCAGCGAAGAAAACCAAGACAACUGAAUACCCUCAGCGACCCGGCUAUGGUACACGGGGUCAGCCAGUGUCAUUGUAUGCCAAUUAUUUUGACUUGAAGUCGGCUGGCAAGCAACUGUUCCGCCACCAUGUUGAGAUCUUGUCCGAAUCAUCGAGCAAGGCGCCAACAGGAAAGAAAGUUCAACGGAUCUUCAGCCUCUUGAUUGAGCAGCACUUCUAUCAGUCACAGAAGAACAUUGUCACAGACUAUAAGUCAAAUCUGGUCUCCAACAUGAAGAUCAUGGGACAGGAAGAAGUGACUCAGUACGACGUUCGUUAUCGCGGCGAGUAUGAGGAUGAAUACCCUGCAGAUGCGAAAGUCUAUCGAAUUAAGUGCCAGUUCACAGGACAACUCAGCCCAGCUGACCUUCUGGCGUACUUAACGUCCACCAACGCCGAUGCCCUGUUCAAUUCCAAGGCUGAAGUACUACAGGCCAUGAAUAUUAUCCUCGGAUUUCACCCGAAAGCAAAUGAAUCAGUUGCUGCCGUUGGCGCAAACAAGCAUUAUGCCAUACGCGGAGACCUGUCAGAAAAAUACGAUCUAGGCGCCGGGCUUGAAGCACUUCGAGGCUUUUUCGUUAGCGUUCGCGCAGCUACUGCUCGCCUAUUGCUUAACGUCCAAGUCAAGUACAUCGCAUGCUACCAAGAAGGACCGUUGGGAAGUGUGAUCAAGGAGUAUCAGCGCUCUUCCCGUGAUAUCAACGAGCUUCGUCGCUUUUUAGAGAAAGUGAAAGUCAGAGUGACACAUAUUGAGAAGAAGAACAAAAGAGGGGAGAUAAUACCAAGAAUCAAGACGAUCGCAGGUUUGGCAACUAAAGCUGAUGGCGCAGGGCAGCCUAACCCCCCGAAAAUGGCUAGACACGGUGCAGGACCCAAGGAAGUAGAAUUCUUUCUCGAAGCCCCAGGCCAGCAGCCAGCUGAAAGCGCAUCCGGCGGUACCAAAGGCAAGAAGGGCAAGAAGCCUGCGAAGGCAGGCCCUGCACCGGCUGGAAGAUACAUUAGCGUUGCAGACUUCUUUCGCCAGAAUUAUAGCAUACACAUGGAUUUUAGCAUGCCUGUGGUCAACGUCGGGACAAGGGAGAAUCCAAGCUACUUGCCCGUCGAAGUCUGUGUAAUCGAGCCGGGUCAGCCUGCCAAAUCAAAGCUCUCCUCAAACCAGCCUAGAAAUAUGCUGAACUUUGCCGUCCGGACCCCACCGCAGAACGCUAUGUCGAUAAUCAACACGGGUACCAAGGUGCUUGGUCUCUCUCCUCAAAGUCCUACUCUCGUAAACUUUGGCAUACAGCCAGAUUGCAACCUUAUCACUGUUCCGAGCCGUGUGCUGCCCGCACCUAAAGUUUACUACAAGGAUGCAAAGAAGACGUUCCAGAAGCCAGUUACACCAAUGUAUGGAAGCUGGAAUAUGAAGUCGAUCAGGUUCUCGACAUCCACCAAACUAUCGACGUGGACUUAUCUCAUAGUCGAGGUUGCAAGGGUCAGGCCAUACUUCGAGACCCAUGACGACUUGAAACCUGCUCUGCAACAGUUUACUGCCAAGCUUAACGAAAUGGGCGUUAUAGCACAGCAGCCAACCCAGGGUGAAAAAGUAACUGUUGAAAGGGGUAACUGCGAACCCCAAAUCACGGCAGCAGUUCAGAAAUUGAUGAGCAAGAAGCCCACAUUGAUCCUUUCGAUCUUGCCAUACAAUGACACAGAUAUAUACAACUGCAUGAAGAGGACAUGUGACGUAACGUUCGGCGUGCGUAACAUCAACGUUCUAGCAGACAAGUUCAAAGACGGAAGCCCUCAGUACUACGCAAACGUCGGUCUAAAGUUCAACCUAAAGCUCGGCGGUGCCAAUCAACUCCUAGGAUCAAAGGAACUAGGCAUCAUCGGAGAAGGCAAGACAAUGCUCGUCGGCAUGGACGUCACCCACCCAUCCCCCGGCUCGGCUAAGAAUGCUCCCAGUGUCGCAAGCAUGGUCGCAUCAGUCGAUGCAGCACUAGGCCAGUGGCCCGCAGAGAUCCGAGUACAAAAAUCCCGUGAAGAGAUGGUCCAAGACGUCAGUGACAUGCUGAAAGCCCACCUUCGGCGCUGGACCCGUUCGCACAACAACGCUUACCCUGAGAACAUCAUCGUCUACCGAGAUGGCGUCUCUGAGGGCCAAUACGAACUGGUAAUCCAAAAGGAGCUCCCACUCCUCAAGAACGCCUGCAAAGAAACAUACACAGCGAAUCAAACAAAAGCGGGUCUCCCACGCAUCUCCAUCCUGAUAGUCGGCAAACGCCACAACACUCGCUUCUACCCAACCCAAGAAGCAGAUUCUGACCGAUCCGGCAACCCCAGAAAUGGCACCGUGGUUGACCGUGGCAUAACGGAAGCCCGCAACUGGGACUUCUACCUUCAGGCACACACUGCGCUGAAGGGUACCGCUCGUCCCACCCACUACUACACGGUCUGGGAUGAGAUCUUCUGCAGACAGAAACCCAGCCCCCCAUACCAGAACGCCGCUGAUGUCCUGGAAGGCCUGACACAUCAUAUGUGUUAUCUAUAUGGUAGGGCCACCAAGGCUGUAAGCAUCUGUCCACCGGCGUACUAUGCGGAUCUAGUGUGUACAAGGGCUCGUUGCUACCUCAGUGGUGCUUUUGAACCAUCUCCGCCUGGGAGUGUGGUCACGGGUAGUGGGGCUGGCGUUCAGGCCGAUAACGCGGACGUGCAAAUCCAUGAGAAUGUACGCGAUACUAUGUUUUAUAUAUAGUUCGGGUGUGGUUGAGACUGCCGUGUAGUAGACCUUUAGGAAUAGUGUGCUUUGGAGGACAUGACC
Messenger RNA from Aspergillus alliaceus, 3236 nucleotides. RefSeq names its product putative RNA interference and gene silencing protein (Qde2). Bases 123 to 3170 code for a protein of 1015 amino acids. Lineage: Eukaryota; Fungi; Ascomycota; Eurotiomycetes; Eurotiales; Aspergillaceae. Gene Ontology annotation, molecular function: RNA binding; protein binding. The record is from RefSeq and is a predicted model, not a curated record. The transcript has 4 exons.